AUUAAAAAUUCAAAUAUCACUGUAACCGCUUCAAUGUGUUUAUUUACUUACUUGCUCUUGAAACGAAAGACCAAGACAGUAAAAUUUGAAAAAUACUUUUAAUUGAAUAGUGUUUAAGGCUUCUGAUCAGAACUUCUGCAGUUUAAAUUAUUUGAGACCAUUAUCAGUUGUCAGAACUAACUGUAGUGAUGCAACAUUACUAAAAAAAGAGUAGUGGUGUGAUACAUGAUCACCUAUGUGAAAUCAUGAUUUAUUAAUCAAACUGUUUUAAAUUAAUAUUCCUAAAUGAUUUAUCUUAAUUUAGAAACUAUGUGGUCAUUACUAGCAAUCUUUUGCAUCUUGCCAUCGACUAUUUUUGGCCUUGAAUGUUAUGUUUGUGACAGUCAAGAUAGCAAUUAUGACAAGUGUGUUAAAACUAUUAAAACUUGUGAUAUAGCUGAAGAUCGGUGCCUUUCAGAAAUAAGAUGGGGAAGCACUCCAUAUUGGGAUUCAACUGGUAGAAAACAGUUUUAUAUCUCAAAAAGGUGUGCCACUGAAUAUGAGUGCCGAUCAUCUAUUCAUGCUGUUAGCACUCGUUGUGAUAGGAUUUGGUACAAUGAUUGGGAAUGUGUGGAAUGCUGCCAUGGUGAUCGUUGUAACUAUUUUGUCACUCUUUCUGGUGUGAGCAUUAAGCCCUUUGGAUUAUUCUACAUUUUGAUACCAGUUUUAUGGUUAUUUCUCCUCAAAAAAGUCUUUUGAGUCAAGCAAUUGUAAUUUUUUUUUUUUUUUUAAAUGUACUACUACACAUAUUUUUAAAAUGUACAGUUCAUCACACUUUAUUUUUGAGACAUUAACUCAAAUGAUCAUUUAUAGAUAUAUAUUUUCUAUUAAUAUGAUUGGAUGUGUAAAUGUUAAACAUCAUGAAUGUUUUGUAAAACAUUUCGCUGCAUCUUCUCAAAGUUUUUUCUUCUUCGUACUUUUAAAAUUUUUGUGUUAUUUCUAGUUUUACGACAACACUUUCAGUAUUAUGAUUUUCUGUUUUGUAAUAUGUUAAUAUGCAGACUCAUGUAUAGUGAAUAAUGUACAUGACAUGUUACCCUCCAAAUUUUAUUAUAUUCAUCUAUGGUACAAGUAUUGAAUAGUUAGAAUUUUCUUUUUUAGAUCUCUUUAUAACUUAGGCAUUACCAAUAAAUUUUCAGAUCUUCUAUAUAUUUAUUUUUAAUUAUUUAUAUGCUGAUAUGGUAAUUUUUUUAAAAUCAAUUUUUUUUAACUUGAAAUUAAAUAUUGUAAUAUAGCUUUCUACCUUUUGGAAAUAUCUUGCCUAUUUGCCAUGGAUAUUUCAUAGCAACUAGGAAUGUGGCUUAUUAUGUAGAUAUAUCAUUCAAAAGCAUUUUUUGCUUGACAUUUCUUUACAAGGAUCAUAUAUCUGUACUUUAAAAUGGUUGGUUGUGUUAAAACUUUUAGCAUCUUGUUUUAUAAAUUGUGUUCAAACCAAUUGUUUAUAAUUUGUUAUUUUAUUAAGAAAAUAUU
Parasteatoda tepidariorum (common house spider) is the source of this 1509-nucleotide messenger RNA. RefSeq names its product coiled (gene cold). NCBI's taxonomy places the organism in Eukaryota, Metazoa, Arthropoda, Arachnida, Araneae, Theridiidae. The record is from RefSeq and is a predicted model, not a curated record.